Messenger RNA from Striga asiatica, 324 nucleotides. The record is from the annotation of a GenBank genome assembly. Lineage: Eukaryota; Viridiplantae; Streptophyta; Magnoliopsida; Lamiales; Orobanchaceae.
AUGGCCUCAACUUGCUUUCUCAUGGCCUCAACUGCACCAUUGUACUUCCUUAUAGUCCUUUUUUGCUAUUGCAUCUUCGAUAUGCAAAAUGACGUUAAGAGAUCGGAAGACACACGAUCGAGCAUGAGGAUGCCUCAUGAGCAGUUCAUACUCGACUCGAGCCUUUUCUGUUAUCUUGUCCUUGAACGUCCCGUGCUCCCGCCCUUGUGUGUCUCGUCUUUUUUUUCGAAUGACCCAUUUUCUCUCUUUUGUGGUUGUAUUCGUCAUGUUCUCAAGGAUAACCAAAGAUUGGGGCUGCACAAGGCCCUUCUUUGCACUAUCUAA